Molecule: messenger RNA, 417 nt
Organism: Boeremia exigua
Lineage: Eukaryota; Fungi; Ascomycota; Dothideomycetes; Pleosporales; Didymellaceae
Product: Cerato-platanin
Exons: 2
Coding region: 1-417 (138 amino acids)
Source: RefSeq, a predicted model, not a curated record
AUGAAGUUCUCUACCUCUGCAUUUGCCCUUGGCCUUGCUAGCCUUACUUCUGCUAUCUCUGUCUCUUACGACACUGGCUACGAUGACGGCAGCCGUUCCUUGACUGCCUUGUCUUGCUCGGACGGCGCAAACGGUCUCAUCACAAGGUUCGGCUGGAACAACCAGGCCAACGUCCCCUCGUUCCCUCGUAUCGGUGGCUACCAGGGUGUUGCGGGCUGGAACUCUCCUCAGUGCGGUACCUGCUACGGCGUCACAUACAAUGGCAAGACCAUCUAUGUCUUGGCUGUCGACCACACCGCCAAUGGUUUCAACCUUGCUAAGGCGGCUAUGGACGACCUGACCAACGGCCAGGCGGCAGCCCUCGGUCGCAUCGAGGCUCAGUACGCGCAGGUAGCCACCAGCAACUGCGGCUUCUAA